AUGUGCACCUGCUCGCACACCACCCUGCCGCCCCCUGCACCAGGCACGCGGAGCAAGGUGGAGCUGCCCAAAUCUUUCGAUCCUGUGGCCAGCGAGGAGAAGAUCUACUCAUGGUGGGAGAGCUCGGGCCACUUUGAGCCAGCCGCCCCGACCCCCGGCGAGGCGCCCUUCACUAUGGCCAUGCCCCCUCCCAACGUGACCGGCAAGCUUCACAUGGGCCACGCCAUGUUUGUCACGCUGCAGGACGUCCUGGCGCGGUACAACCGCCUGAGGGGCCGCCCCGUCCUGUGGCUGCCGGGGACAGACCACGCCGGCAUCGCCACGCAGAAGCAACUGGCGGCGGAGGGGCUGACGCGGGAGGGGCUGGGUCGUGCCGAGUUUGAGCGGCGCGUCUGGGCCUGGAAGGCGGCCUGUGGCGGCGACAUCACGCGCCAGCUUCGGCGCCUGGGCGCGUCCUGUGACUGGGGCCGCGAGCGUUUCACCCUGGACGAGGGCCUGAGCGAGGCGGUGGUGGAGGCCUUUGCCCGGCUGCACGAGCGCGGCCUGGUCUACCGCGGCGCCUACAUGGUCAAUUGGUCACCGGGCCUUCGCACCGCCGUCAGCGACCUGGAGGUGGAGUACGCCGAGGAGGCAGGGACGCUGUACUACUUCAAGUACCCUUUGGCAGGCGGUGCAGAGGGCGAGUACCUGCCCAUCGCCACCACCCGUCCCGAGACCAUCCUGGGGGACACUGCUGUGGCGGUGCAUCCCAAGGACGAGCGGUACCGCCACCUCAUCGGCAGGCAGGCCCAGGUGCCGCUCACUGACCGCCGCAUCCCCAUCAUCGCCGACGAGUAUGUCGACCCGGAGUUUGGCACCGGGGCCCUGAAGAUCACGCCAGGGCAUGACGUGAACGAUUAUGAGAUUGGCAAGCGCCACAAGCUGGCCAUCAUCAACAUCAUGGACGACGAUGGGCGCCUGAACGCCGCCGCAGGCGCGUUUGCCGGCGUGGACCGCUUUGAGGCCCGCACCCAAGUCUGGCAGGGGCUGGAGGCUGCCGGGCUGGCGCUGAGGACGGAGGCGCACACCUCCCGGGUCCCCCGCGCCCAGCGAGGCGGCGAGGUCGUGGAGCCGCUGGUCCGGGAGCAGUGGUUUAUCAAGAUGGAGGGCCUCGCUGGACCUGCUCUAAAGGCCCUGGACGAGGGGAAGCUGAGCAUCGUGCCGGAGCGCUUUGAGAGAGUGUACCGGCACUGGCUGUCCAAUAUCAAGGACUGGUGCAUCUCCAGGCAGCUGUGGUGGGGCCACCGCCUCCCCGUCUGGUACGUGUAUGAGAGCGAGGAGGCGGCGGCGGAGGGCCCCCUGCCAGGUCAGCGCUACGUCGUGGCGCGCUGCCCGGACGUGGCUGCCCUGCUGGCGGAGGAGGAGUAUGGAAAGAGCGCCGUGCUGCGCCAGGAGGGCGACGUGCUGGACACCUGGUUCUCCUCGGGCCUGUGGCCCUUCUCCACCCUGGGCUGGCCGCACCGAGACGCGGCCGACCUCAAGCGCUUCUACCCGACUUCCGUGCUGGAGACGGGGCACGACAUCCUCUUCUUCUGGGUGGCGCGCAUGGUGAUGAUGGGGCUGGAGCUGACGGGCAAGGUCCCCUUCCACACCAUCUACCUGCACGGACUGGUGCGUGACGAGGUCGGGCGCAAGAUGAGCAAGUCGCUCGGCAACGUGGUGGACCCAGUGGAGACCUGCGAGAAGUACGGGGCCGACGCGCUGCGCUUCACGCUUUGCACCGGCACGGCCCCUGGCCAGGACGUCAAUCUGUCCUUGGACCGGGUCAACCACGCCCGAAACUUCACCAACAAGCUGUGGAACGCGGGCAAGUUUGUGUCGGACAAGGAGUGGGCCGCGCUCGCUGAGGUGAACUUUGCCGACCCAGCCUCCCGCGCGGAGCUGGGCCUGGCGGAGCGCUGGGUGCUGCUGGCCCUGGACGACACCGCCGCUGCCAUGACGGCCGCCCUGGAGAGGUAUGACUUUGGAGAGGCGGGCCGGCUCCUGUACGAGUUUGUGUGGAGCGAGUUUGCCGACUGGUAUGUCGAGAUCGCCAAGACGAGGCUGUACAGCUCCGAUGCCAGCCUGGCUGCCAAGACUCGGGAGGUGCUGGUGUACGCCUACACCUCCUUGCUCAGCCUGGCGCACCCCUUCACCCCCUUCAUCACCGAGGAGCUCUGGUCCGCCUUCCCACCCGCAAUCCACUCGCCCGCGCUGAUCGUGGGCCGGUGGCCCGAGACCUCCGGCUACGACCGCGACGAUCUCGCCGCAGCGCAGUUUGCCGCUCUCCAGGCCGCGGUACGAGCGGUACGGAACUCUCGCGCGGAGUAUGGCGUGGAGCCCGGCCGGCGAAUCCCCGCCACCGUGCGCGCCGGGGACCCGGCGCUGCGCGCCGCCCUGCAGCAGGAAAGUGCGGCCAUCGCCCUGCUGGCCCGGCUAGACCCCGGCCAGCUGGAGUUCCGCGAUUUUGAGGGGCCCUGCAACUCCUCAGACCACGUCCAGCUGGUGGUGUCGGAUGGCGUCGAGGUGGACCUCCCCAUGGCAGGCCUGUUUGACGUGGACAAGGAGCUGGCCCGACUGCGGAAGCAGCAGGAGCGACUGGAGAAGGAAAGGGCGGCCCUGGAGGCACGACUGGCCCGCCCCGGCUUCGCCGACAAGGCCCCCACGGCCGUGGUGGCGGAGGUGCGCGGUGCGCUGGCGGAAGCCGGCCAGCAGCUGGCGGCCGUGCAGGCCAAGAUCCAGGCCCUGGAAUUGCAGCGGGGCUGA
Messenger RNA from Auxenochlorella protothecoides, 2784 nucleotides. Its product is annotated as Valine-tRNA ligase. Gene Ontology annotation, cellular component: cytoplasm; cytosol. The record is from RefSeq and is a predicted model, not a curated record. The coding region runs from base 1 to 2784 and encodes 927 amino acids. Gene Ontology annotation, biological process: valyl-tRNA aminoacylation. Lineage: Eukaryota; Viridiplantae; Chlorophyta; Trebouxiophyceae; Chlorellales; Chlorellaceae. Gene Ontology annotation, molecular function: valine-tRNA ligase activity; ATP binding; aminoacyl-tRNA deacylase activity. The transcript has 15 exons.